CAAGAAUAUAUGUAAGAUAGAAUGCCACAGUAUAAUGCCACAUAGAAUGCCCGAAUGUACGCCAGACAGAAGGCCAGAAGGUACGCUAGAUAGAAUGCCAGAAUAUAUGGCCCAAAAAAUUGUAAGAUAGACGCUUCUUGCAGCAACGCUGCCGGUGAUCAGCAGAGUAUAAUGCUCUGGUGGGGAUCACUCGUUUUUCAAACAACUCAUUGCCACUCUCACACUUAUUAUUGAUGUUUGUUUCUUUUGGGGAGCCCGUGCAGCAAGCUCUGGAGGAUGGCGCGGAUCACCAGCAAAUGGUCACAGUUGAAACCAUGCAUUCGGUGGCUGACGCGCUCAAGCUUCAGCAAGAUGAGAAGUCCGUGAAUCGAGGCCUUUUUGGCGGGAAGCUGCACGGAAGAUGGCGCCGGAUGGAUGACAAAUCUCUUCUAGGCCGCAUCUACGAAGACAAAAUGAUUUGGCAGCCGCUGUACCAGCAUCCGCCAACUGUGUUGAAGGCAAUGGGUGAAGACAGGGUGUUUAUGGAGCUGGAGGGUGCCCGGCACGAGGGCAUUGUUGUCUAUUCCACUUCAAGCGCCAAACUGCUCAUCAAUUGGAGCGAUGGCGAAGUGUGGACCAAGGAUCCUUAGAGAAUUUACGUUUCACCCGAGCGCGGCCAGGAGCGCGGCGCCAGCCUGAGUGAAGUAUCGAGAAAAAAGGAAACAAAGAGAAGACAUAAAU
Molecule: messenger RNA, 720 nt
Organism: Durusdinium trenchii
Lineage: Eukaryota; Dinophyceae; Suessiales; Symbiodiniaceae
Source: the annotation of a GenBank genome assembly